Molecule: messenger RNA, 4209 nt
Organism: Cylas formicarius (sweet potato weevil)
Lineage: Eukaryota; Metazoa; Arthropoda; Insecta; Coleoptera; Brentidae
Gene: nAChRalpha2
Product: acetylcholine receptor subunit alpha-L1
Exons: 8
Coding region: 131-1756 (541 amino acids)
Biological process (GO): signal transduction; chemical synaptic transmission; nervous system process
Cellular component (GO): neuron projection; postsynaptic membrane; synapse
Molecular function (GO): transmembrane signaling receptor activity; acetylcholine-gated monoatomic cation-selective channel activity
Source: RefSeq, a predicted model, not a curated record
UCGAUGCUCACCCCGAUUUUUAAUCUUAGGUCUCGCCCGCUUUGCGCGCAGAUUUCUUAAUAACCGUUAUGUAGACUUUUCGCGAUUUUGAUGGAAGUCAGUGAGGAAUAUUUAAAGGAAAGUUUCUAAAAUGUCACGCCCAACGAUUUUCCUGCUAACGAGUGUUUUCCUAUUAACGUUCAUCGGGAAUUCGUCGUGCAAUCCGGACGCGAAAAGGCUUUACGACGACCUACUGAGCAAUUAUAACCGACUCAUCAGGCCAGUCAGGAAUCAUUCGGCCAAUAUUUUAGUUAAAUUAGGAUUACGCCUAUCUCAAUUGAUAGAAUUGAAUUUAAAGGAUCAAAUAUUGACGACAAACGUAUGGUUGGAACACGAAUGGCACGACUACAAAUUCAUGUGGGAUCCGCAAGACUAUGGAGGAGUGACUGAACUAUAUGUUCCGUCAGAACAUAUAUGGUUGCCCGAUAUUCUAUUGUAUAAUAAUGCCGACGGGGAAUACGUUAUUACAACAAUGACGAAGGCGGUAUUGAAAUUUACCGGCAAGAUCCAGUGGACACCUCCGGCGAUUUUUAAGUCCUCGUGCGAGAUAGAUGUGCGAUAUUUCCCGUUCGAUCAACAAACUUGCUUCAUGAAGUUCGGCUCUUGGACUUACGGCACUCAGAUUGACUUGCAACAUAUAAACCAAAAACCGGGGGAAGAUAUUGUCGAAGUCGGAAUUGAUCUCAGAGAAUACUAUCCAAGCGUUGAAUGGGAUAUCUUGGCAGUUCCGGCUGAAAGGCAUGAAAAGUACUAUCCUUGUUGUCCCGAGCCAUAUCCAGAUAUCUUUUUCAACAUUACCUUGCGAAGAAAAACGCUAUUCUACACGGUCAAUUUAAUAGUACCCUGCGUAGGCAUAUCGUACCUUUCGGUACUGGUAUUCUACCUGCCAGCAGAUUCCGGCGAAAAGAUCGCUCUAUGCAUCAAUAUUCUGCUAUCACAGACGAUGUUUUUCCUGUUGAUAUCCGAAAUUAUCCCUUCGACUUCGCUCGCUCUGCCCCUGCUGGGCAAAUACAUACUGUUCACGAUGGUGAUGGUGGGAUUUUCGGUGGUGAUCACGAUCAUAAUCCUGAACGUGCACUAUCGCAAACCAAGCACCCACAAAAUGGCCCCGUGGGUGCGGAGAUUUUUUAUAAAAAGCGUGCCCAAGUUACUGUUGAUGCGGGUCCCGAAAGAUCUGUUGACGGAACUGGCCGCCAGGAAAAUUCCGCCUAAUAGAUUGCAACAGGGAAAGAUGGGCAGGGAAUUGCACGUGUCAUCCAGUGCGUCGUCCACUUCUAGCUCGUCGGGAUCGAGCGGGAACAGGGGGAGAGGCUGCAACGGUUUACACUCGACUUCGGCUACGAACAGACUAAGAGGAUUUGCCGGCGCGCUUAGCGGUCGAUUAGGGGGACUUCCGUCCAUAUUUUCGGGAAUGGACGAAAGUGAUUCUGGAACUAGAAGAAAGUACCCGUUCGAACUGGAAAAGGCCAUUCACAAUGUGAUGUUCAUUCAACAUCACAUUCAGAGGCAGGACCAAUUUAAUGCGGAGGAUCAAGAUUGGGGAUUUGUCGCUAUGGUACUGGACCGAUUAUUUUUAUGGAUUUUUAUUAUUACGUCCCUGGUAGGGACAGUCUCCAUACUGUGCGAAGCGCCGUCGCUGUAUGACGACACGAAGCCAAUCGACAUGGAAUUGUCCUCUGUUGCUCAACAACAAUUUUUGCCCGACUUGGACUUUUAGAAUUUGUUUUAGCAAAUAUUAGUACAGAAUGUCAGUGAAUAAAAAUAAUGAUUUCUUCAAAAAUAAGACUUACUCAUGUAAAUGGUAUUGUGUAUCUCCAUUCCAUCAUUAAGAUCAUCAAAGAAUAAUACACUAAUAACGUUAAAAGAUUUUAUUAUAAAGUAAUAGGCGAUUAAUUAAUAAAUUUCAUUUAAAUAAGAGUGUUUUACUAUUUUCCUUUUUGACUUAAUUAUUUAAAAAGAUAACAGAUAUGUUGGAAUGCUUUUCUGGUUUUACGCCAAGUUCUGAGUAAUUUUUAUUAACAUUUCCUCAUAGAUAUCUCUUUCUCUUACUACUUAAAUUUUUGCAGAAAAACACCGCUUUAUUAAAUCAAUAUCUCUUUGAUAAAAGGAGUUGGCUAUUUCAAAAUUUUCUAAGGGUUAGCUAAAUCAUUUGUUGAUCGAAACGUGAUUUUGAUAGUAAGUCAUAAGGGGUUUCCAAAAAUUGAUGCAUAUACACUACAACAUGCAGGAACAUUUAUUUUGUUUUCUUAAUUUUCAAAAUUUUCUUCGUACAUUUGAAAACAAUACAUUUCAAAAUUUUUCCAUGCAUGAGUGACAAAUGGGAAGACAUUUCAUUAAAUCUUAUACACAAAAUCAUUUAGAAUGAUAAAAAAAAUAUUACGAAAGUUUGAGCCUUUGAUUUUAUCACGUCUAUCAUUUGUAUUUCGAUUUUUUAGUUCUGAUCUCAUUAUUGCGUCAAAACAGUCAAGCCAUUAAGGUCAAAAUAUUUCUGUGUAUAUACUUUUCUGGGAAAAUGAAUUCUCUACAAAAAAAAGCUCUGAUUGAACAUUUGCAUCAGAUGAGUGGUUUCCAAGAAAUCAAAGUUUAAACAUUUUUGAAUUAACUUCUUCAUUUUGCUUUCGUUUUUUUUUAGUUUUUCACCCAUUUUUUUCCACUCAAUAGUUUUAUUACAUCAUCAAUACAAUCAUUUGCAAUAAGAAUUAUGUUGUUACUAUAGAUUUUAUUUGUUUCACUUUUCAACAAGUGAAAAUACUCUAUGCUCUAUCCUAUGCUAAUGACAAAGUCCUUAUGUUCCAUCCCCACUCCAGUGAUUUUUAAAUUCUAAUAUCUGAAUUAUAUAAAUAAUUGAUAUAAUUUUUUUAUUAAAAAAAAAUGUUAAAAGAUCUUUUUUGUAGAGCAUUAAAGUUUCUUUACAAAUUAGUAUUGUACUUUUGUGUAUACUGAGUUGCUUGUUAGUUAUAAGAUUACAAAAUAGUUAAAACAACUUAUUAAUUUUUAACGCUUGAUUUCUUGGAAACGGCUCGUCUGAAAUAUUUCUACUCCAAUCGUUUAGACGCAAUGAGACCCGGACAAAAAAAUAAAAAUAUAAAUGAUAGACCUCUUCCAAUUGGGUUGUCUGAUGAAAAUUUUCAAUCAAAAAUGUAUUCAGAUAAAUAUUUCUACCCCAAUCGUUUGACUGUUUGGACACAAUAAUGAGACCAGGACAAAAAAACUAAAAAUAUCAAUGACCUCUCCAAUGUGUCCAACCUUUCAUUUUUUUUUGUCACUCUGAAUGAUUGAUAAAUUUUUCAUAAAACUAUUUUUUUGGGCCAGUUUAAGGGACGGAUAUGGACGGAAAUUUUGUAGAUAAAUUGUUGAACUCCUUAACUCUAAUAUCACAAAUGUAGGAUUGCGUUUAAAGUAAAUUAGUUUGCUAUUUUAAUGUUUUGUGACACCCUGCAUGUUUUACCAUCAAACUCACGUAUUGGUCAAUGAAACAAAUGUCUUAGCUAACCUCUGUAAAAUUUUGAAAUAGUUAGCUCACUUAUUCAAAAGGAUAUUAAAAUUUAAUAAAGGGAUGUUUUUCUGCUAAAAAAUAACAUUAAUUUUUGCUGAAGUAUGGGAAAGACAUAGUUAAGGUAUGGGGAAAUCUUAACACAAGUUACUCAGAAUUUUGCGCAAAACCAGAAAAAGUACUAAUAUAUAUGGCGUUCCAUUUAAAUUUCCAAUCUUGUCGUCUGUUUCGAAUUAAAUUGGCAACGCCGCUGCUACUUGAAUAAUUCAAUAAUACACUAUAAUAAAAACCUAUUUAGUUCUAUUUUAUAUACCAUAUACUGGGUGUCUCAGUAAGGAAAAUUAAGUACGGUAUUAAGAAAACGCAAAAAUUAAAAAAAUAUUAGUUAAAUCGGCCAAGAGAAAAUGCUUCAAAAUAUUUUCCAGUUUCUGAAAAAAUGAAAAAAUAGCAAAUGCAACAAUAUGUUUUUUUACGUCAUUGGAUAGUCAAAUAAGAGCUAAACAACCCUGUAAAAUGCCCAUCUCAACAUAACUUAACCUAAAAUAUGAAUAACAGAAUUUAAUGCAAAAAAAAUGGAUUGUGGGAAAAAUUUUACGGGUUGUUAUUAAUGUCUUAGUUUCUCCAAUUUAGCAACUUAAAGGCAAAUUUCUUAUUUGCAAUGUCAAAUGAUAUUUAUG